AGACAUUUUUGCUCAAAGGCCUAUUUUUCGCAGAUCGCUCCCUUAAGGGUUCCCGUGGCCCUCUCCUAUGUCCAUGUCCAUGAUGCCCAUGAUGGCAGUGCCAGCACAGGUAGUGGGUUUCCACCAAGCGCUUGUGGUGCCUGUGGCAGCUGUGAUAGUGAACCUUCACGCUUCCUCUUGCGUAACACCAUGCUCCACUCAAAGCUCAGCAUCAGAAGGAAGCAUCUCGCGGCAAAACUCGACAUCUGCAGCAUCAGAGCAAGGUACUUCAGAUACCUCUUCAGAGGGUCCAAUCCGUGGCCGUGUUUGGUGCAUGUCCCAGCGCCGCAAUAGCUGUCGCUUUGUCCAAGCUAGCUUGGAGACAUGUAGCGAUGCGGAGCGUUUUGCCUUGGCUUUGGAGCUCCAGGGGCAUGUGUGGGCAGCUGCCAAGUCUGCCUGUGCAAACUAUGUUCUGCAAAAGUUCAUACAACUGCUCCGGCCCAAAGAUUGUCAGUUCAUCAUCGAUGAACUCAUGACGAAUCCGGCAGAUGUACCGAACUUGGCACGCCAUGAGUACGGCUGCCGAAUCCUGCAGCGGCUCUUGGAACAUUGUCAAGCUCAGAUGGAAGGACUUGUCAAGCUCUUGUUGGAGGAUGCCCGGGCUUUGAUGUGUCACAGCUACGGCACUUACGUGAUGCAGCAAAUCUUUGAUUUUGGCACCAAUGUGCAACGACAGCAGCUUGGUGAGGGCUUCUUUGGUGCUUUGGGUGCCAUGGGGAAAGACCCGAAUGCCACCCAGGUCCUGCAGAAAGCUUUGGUCCAUGCACCUCAAAGAGUCGCCUUGGCGCGAUCCCUGGUCAAUCAACUCGCAGAAAUGGCACGUGGCCGCCAUAGCCAUCACACUGCCCUGAUGGCCUUGAAGCUCUUGCCAUCCCAGGAUCUGGCCAAGGCGAACGCACUUCUGGCGCGAAAGCUACAGAAGCUUUGGGCAAACCGCUAUGGACGCUUAGUGGUGAAGUCCAUUCCCAUGUUGCAUGAUCAGUGUGUGGGCAUCACAAAAAGGGAGGCAGCUAGCUCAUUCGAUGCGUAGAUGAGGCCUGGACUCUAGAACGAAAAUUGAUUUGAGGGAACGCAGAUUCGCGAGAUCCCCACUCUUCUUUCCCAAUAGAAUCGAAUGACUUUUUGGAUUGCAUGUCUUAGCGGGCUUGUCUGAUAGUACGAGUCUGCACUGAGAAGCUUUCAAGGAGGUGUGAAGAUCCUCCAGCAACCAUUGUUGCGUUGUUCUGACUAUGUUGUUAGCUACAUUAAAGGAAGGCCGUGGUGAGAAGUGUGUUUUUUCUUCGGACUUCAUGCAACACAUUUCACAAAAAAGCAUCAGCAUCUAUAUUCUGUGCUUAAUGAGGUCCUGGUGCUCUCAAGAGCACAGGCCUAUGUUGUCCAGUGCAGUUUUUGCAGUUAGUUUCGACAGAUGGUUUCAGCCAGCUGUUCAGGUGAAUUCAAUUGUAAAGUCUCCCUGCUAGGUUGCUUUGUCUAGCUUUCCAUAAGUCAGUGUGACGCCUCCGUCUGGAAAUACGGACGUCACUCUGGUGGGCCUAGCAUCGUUAGCAGGGGGCCAUUCCAGCGGGCUGGAUGUGCCGCAGAAAGUCCAGACGCUGCGCAGAUGCGAAAGUCCAACUGUUUGAAAAGGAUCAGCCAAGCUGCAGAGACGC
Molecule: messenger RNA, 1688 nt
Organism: Durusdinium trenchii
Lineage: Eukaryota; Dinophyceae; Suessiales; Symbiodiniaceae
Source: the annotation of a GenBank genome assembly